GUUAUCCAGGCUCUUUGCGGCUCUGCGACGUCUCACCUCUUUAUCGCGGCCCGUUUCAUUCUUUCAUAUAUUGUUAUGGACUUUUUAGUGGAUCCCCAAACUUACAAGCUCGUUCAUCCAUGAUUAGGUUUAGGUUUAGGUUUCCCUAGCGCUGGCGUUUCCCGGGGGACUCCCUUAUUCGUCCUAUUCGCUCGACCGGCAGGCCCUUCGCGGAAGCUUCAUGGCAUACGACGCCGAUCAGGAGGCGCUACGCGGCGUCGCGUACGUGCCGCUGGAAAUAGAGGAUCCACCGGAGCCGCUAAGUUCUAGUCGUGGCUCGACCAGGGACGUACGCCGUCGCUCGCCUACGCAUUUAGGGUUUCGUAGAAAUCGUGACUCUAACGAGUUCCAUGACUAUAGCGAGUUUCACGAAUUUCGUGAUACUCCGGAGCAGCAGGGCCAAGCCUGUACGCUUCCAACGCCAGAAAGCCGUGCCCAGUUCCCGAACCUGCACGACAGGCUCAGAGCUGCUGAGAUUGACGUACAUCCGAACCUGAACAGCAGGUUCGGCGUGGCCGAGCUUGAUAUGCAGCUUGGCCCCCCGGACCUGACGGAGGAGGGAGCGAGGGAAGCAGUUGGCGAAGACUGGCGAAGAGUGGGCGACGUGGAUGGGUUUAUGCGAGGCGUGUACGAGUAUUACUGCGGGCGAGGGUUCACGUGCAUCGUCUCCAGCUGGGUGGUGCACCUGGCGAGCCUGGCGUUCACCAUCGUCUUCUCUGCGCUGCUCCUGCUUCUUAUCGACUGGCGCGCGCUGCUCGCCCUCAACUGCUCCGCCGCCUCCGCCGCCGCCGCAGCCGCUGCUAUUUCCGCCACUCCCGCGGCUGCUGCCAGCAGUGGCUUCGCUACAGGGGGGGCAGGUGAACACCCCGUUGUAAGAACGCUGGCGGAAAUGCAGGGAGAGAGGGGGCGGAGCGGCGGGGACUCUUACCAGCAACGAGGGGAGCGAGGGGUGCCGGGCACGAUAGGGGGGAUGAGCAGCAGUGAAUCCGACAAGGCUGUAAAUAGUCCUGUACAUAGAAGUGUCAAUAGUGCUGUAAAUAGCGGCGAGGAUGAGCUCAGAAGCCAAGAAAGCGCGCCGCAUGAUAACUGGAUACCCGGGGAGGGGCGAAGGAAACUUAUGGAGGAGAGAAUAAUGGACGAAAGACCACCAGAGGGGGCGGCAGUGCAUGACGCAGAGGGGGCGGCGGAGGGCGCGUGCGACGUGCUGAAGCACGUCAUAAGGAGGGACGUGUUCCGCCGUGUGACUGUGUGGGAGGUGACUGUAGCGGUGUACCUGGCCCUGCUGUGCCUGUACUGGCUCGUGUGCUUCGCGCACUUCUUCGUGCGCCUGCCCGCGCUGCUCGAAACCCGCGCCCUGUACCACCAGAGACUGCGCCUGUCCGACCACCAGCUGCUCAUGACGCCGUGGGAUGCCGUGGUGGCGCGGCUGGUGCGCGCGUGGAAUGGCGAGGAGAAGGGGGGGGGAGGGGUGAGGGGAGGAGAGAGUGUAGGUGGCGGAGGAGAGGGGUGCGGUGCUGGGGAGGGAGAUUCCAGCGAGGACGAGGGGGAGCAGAGUGGGGAGCAGGGGGUGGAGGAGGAGGGGCAUGGGAGGGGACUAGUUGGGGCAGACUGUUUGGCAUCAGGAACGGCAGGCGGGGAAGGGAUUCCAGGGGGGGAAAUGGUGCAAGAAAGGGGGGGAGGAGGAGGGGCAGGUAAGGUGGCGGGAGGCAGAGGGCGGGCGGCAGGAGUGUCGGCGUACGAGGUGGCGGCGCGGAUCACGCGGAGGGACAACUACCUGGUGGCGCUGGUCAACAUGCACCUGCUCACUGUGCGGGUGCCUGCUGGGGGAGGUGCAUCUGGGGGUAGUGCGUUGGCUGCUGUGGUGUUGACCUCCUUGGGUCCGCUGCUGUCAUUCCACGUGGUGCAGGAGGGGGGGGCGCGCAAGGGAGGGCGGGGAAGGGGGGAAGGGGAAGGAGGCGGAGGGCCAUGUGUGCGGGUGACGGUGCUGAGUAAGACGCUGGAGUGGGUGCUGCGGUGGUGUGUGCUGCACCCGCUGCUGGACACCAACGGCCGCCUGCAGAAGCAGUUCUUGAACGACCCAGCAGCGCUGCGGCAGCGCUUCAUUGUGUCGGGCUGGGUGGUGCUGCUGCUGUCGCCGUUCCUGCUGCUCUUCCUGCUCUCCUUCUUCCUCCUCCGCAAGGCCCACCACCUCUACCACGACCCCGCUGCAGCAGGGGUGCGCUCCUGGUCCAACCUCGCCAGCUGGAUGUUCAAAGAGUACAACGAGGUGGAGCAUCUGACAUCCCAGCGUCUGGACGCAGCGUGCCCGCUGGCGGACGCGUACCUGGCGCAGUUCCCGUCGCCGCUGCUCGCCCUGUCCGCCAAGCUGCUCUCCUUCAUUGCCGGCUCCUUCGCUGCUCUGCUGCUCGCGCUUGCUCUAGCGGAUGAGAAGCUCUUAGAGGCUCAGCUCUUCGGUCGCGGCCUCGUGUGGUACGCAGCCAUCUUCGGGGCAAUCCUAGCAGCAACCCGCCCUCUGGCGCAGGCAGACCGGCCUGCAGGGAGUGUGGACCCCAAGGGGGCGUUGAUGAGAACGGCAGAGCACACGCACUUCCUGCCAGCGAGGUGGCGGAGGAAGGCGCACAGCCGGCGAGUCAGAAACGAGUUUCAAACGCUCUUCCAGCUGAAGCCUCUUCUGUUCCUCACAGACGCACUGUCCAUCUUCAUCACCCCGUUUAUCCUCUGGUUCAUCCUUCCCCAGAGGGCGUCCGCCAUUCUUUCCUUCCUUCGAGACGCGUCCUCGUACCAGGAGGGGCUGGGCCACGUGUGCAGCCACAGCACCUUUGACUUCGACUCGAACCGCCAUGGCAGCAGCAGGAAGGGGAGCAGCAAGAAGGGGGGUGCUGGGAAUGAGAGCUCCAAGGCCAACAAUGCCAACAGUGGCAAUAUGGGGAGUGACACUAGCGAGGCAGCUGCUCAGUGCCUCUCGAGCAUGCGAGCGGGACAGAGUAGGCAUGCUGAUUGGCGGAGAGUAGGAGUGUGCAGAGGGACAGGGCCGGACAUAGCUGUUGGCAUGGAGGGCGGAGAGGAAGGUGCGGAUGGCACAUGGCAGGGAGGCCAGGGACCACGGCUAGCUGGGGAUGGUGCGAUGGAUCAUGUCCCAGGAGGGUGGCAUGAUGAUGAUGGUGGUGCCAUGGCAGGGGAGUUCAGUGAUCGUGGCAAGAUGGAGCAGUCGUUUAUCAGCUUCUGCUCCAACUACCCCUCCUGGCAGCCCCAUGCUUCAGCCCAGCAAUUCCUAGUGUCGCUUUCUCUAGAGCAGCAGCACCAGCAACAACAGUUGCACCAGCAGCAGCAGCAGCAACAACACCAAACCCAGCUUCCCCUAUCCCUUGCACCCUCAUCAGAAGCUGUAACCACCCCAGCGGCAGCAGCAGCAGCAGCAGCAGCAGCAGCAGCAGCAGCAGCAGCAGCAGCAGUUGCGCCUAUUGCUUCCACUCCGCUCCAUCAUCCAUCUUCGCCCCCCCCAUCCCCCUCAUUCCGGGCCAACCUUGCCUCCUCAUUCUCCGAACGACGCAUCGACAACCCUCUCCCGUGCUACUCACCCGUCACAACCCCCCACCUUCGCACCCACCCCCACCCUGCCCUCUCCGCCUCCCCGCUCCCUGCCCCUGCCACUGCGUCCUCUCCGCCCUUUCCUGCCACCCUCCCCUCCUGCGCUUCACCACUCUCUCCUGCUGCCUCACAGACUAGAGCAGGAGUCCCCCCGCUAGAGUCACCCUUUCAGAGUCACCACUCUAUACAGCCACCUGCAGCGCUGUCCCCACCGGCAGCAGGGGUGGGGAUAGAGGAGAGAAGUGCGGCGGGGUCUCCAGGUGCAGCUGCUGCGGCGGGGCCGGGGUUGCAGUGGGUGGUGCACCGCGGGAUGCAGCCCAGCCGCUGCCACAGCUUCAGUGGCAGCCCGUCAGAUGGGAUGGGUGAUGGGGGUGGCAUGGAUAUGGGUAUGGGUGAUGCUGACAGUAUGGAUAGCAGCAUGCUGCUGGAGCAGAUGGAUGCUGCCAUGCAUGGGGACAUGCGUGGGGGCAUGCAUGGGGAAGCAUAUGGGUGUGCACACGGAGAGGUUCAGGUGGCAGCGCGGAGCGAUGUGCAUGGGGUCAUGCAAGGCGGAAUGCGCAGGGAUGAGGUGUACGGGUAUGCGCCUGUGCGUGACUCGUCAAGUGGCAUGCAUGGUGAUGCAAGUGUGAGGCGUAGCCCGAGUGCCGACGCUGUGCAUGCUGCGCAAGCAAGAGGGGUGCUGCGGAUGCACAGUGCAGUGAGUGCAAGGGGAGAUGGGGGAAGUGGAGCAGCAGGAUAUGUUGGUUCCGUUGGAGAAGGAUCGGUGCAGUCGAGGGACUCUUCCCCACCUCUGCCCUUUGGAGACAUCUUUGCCGUUGAAUCUGACUGAUUGCAGAGGUUGCAUAGUGUGGAACCAUCCUGUUGUAUU
Molecule: messenger RNA, 4495 nt
Organism: Closterium sp. NIES-67
Lineage: Eukaryota; Viridiplantae; Streptophyta; Zygnematophyceae; Desmidiales; Closteriaceae
Source: the annotation of a GenBank genome assembly